This is a messenger RNA of Dermatophagoides pteronyssinus (European house dust mite), 4482 nucleotides long. It is a transcript of the gene Liprin-alpha, whose product is annotated as PTPRF interacting protein alpha. Gene Ontology annotation, cellular component: presynaptic active zone. The record is from RefSeq and is a predicted model, not a curated record. Gene Ontology annotation, molecular function: protein binding. Gene Ontology annotation, biological process: synapse organization. NCBI's taxonomy places the organism in Eukaryota, Metazoa, Arthropoda, Arachnida, Sarcoptiformes, Pyroglyphidae.
AAGUCUCAUUGUUUGUGAUAUUUAAAAAAAAAUAAUUAAAAAUACUAAAUUUCAUCAAAAUUUUAUUAUUUGGCCGAAAAUAAUUUUCAAUUCAAAAUAAAAUCUUAAAAAUGUGGAGCAUGAUGUGCGAUGUGAUGCCAACCAUCAGCGAAGAUGGCAUCACACAACGUACCGGUCAAUUCGGUGCAACAUCGGCAGUCGGUGAUGAGGCUAAUUUUGAACAAUUAAUGGUCAAUAUGUUGGAUGAACGAGAUAAACUAAUGGAAUCAUUACGUGAAACACAAGACGAAUUAAAUGAAAUCAAAGCAAAAUUGAUCGAAGUGGAAAAGGAACGAGAUUCAUUACAAAGACAACUUUCAUCGCAUAUGCCUCAGGAGUUCACCAGUUUGACACGAGAAUUGAAUCAAGCACGAGAACAAUUACUUGAAAAAAAUGAAGAAAUUCAAGAACUUAAAGCUGAACGAAAUAACACAAGGCUUCUACUUGAACAUCUUGAAUGUCUCGUAUCUCGACAUGAACGAUCUUUACGUAUGACUGUAGUCAAAAGACAAACACAAUCACCAGCCGGUGUUUCAUCCGAAGUUGAAGUACUAAAAGCAUUAAAAUCACUAUUUGAACAUCAUAAAGCGUUGGAUGAAAAAGUUCGUGAACGAUUACGUGUAACAUUGGAAAAAGUAUCUACAUUAGAAGAUGAACUAAGUCAAGCAAAUGAAGAACUAAAUAAGUCAAGGCAGAUGCAAUUACAACAACAACAACAAAUUGAAAAUCUAAUGCUCGAAUCAAAGAUUCGCUAUAAAGAAUCGGCAGCCAAUAAUGAUCAACAAUCUGACAAAAAAUCAUCAACAACAAAUAAUCAGACAUUGAAUAACGAAAAUAAAUCUAAUGAUAGUGAUGCAUCGACAACACGAUUAAGAGAACUUCAAUCUUUGAUUGAUAAACAAAAUAAUGAUAUGAUUGCCUUGCGUAAUCGUUCAGUAGAAUUAACAGCCAAACUAAAGGAUUAUGAAGAUCGUAUAGUCAAACAAGAUAAAGAAAUGGCACAACUAAAAGAGGAUAAUAUUAGAAUGUCAAGAGAUAUGAAAGAAAAUCUAGCGCAAAAAGAAGAUCAAGAAGAAAGAAUUGCUACACUUGAACAGCGAUAUCUUCAUGCACAACGUGAAUCAACAUCAUUACAUGAUAAUAAUGAAAAACUACAGCGAGAAUUGAUCAAUAAAGAAGCACAACUAAGAAUAUUAGAAGAUAAGCUAAAUUCCUUGAAAGAUGAAAUCCGUAUGCUAACCGAAAAGAAAAAAUUCAAGCGAAAAAAUAAACGUAGUUUUCGAUUGGAAGGAGAAAACGGACAAAUUAUCAAUAAUCAAGAUGGUGAUGCACUUAAUGAUGAAAAAGAUCAGGACGAUACAGAUGCUUCUGAUUCCGAUGAAUUGAGCGAAGAGCGUAAACGAUCAUAUGAUGAAAGAAUUCUGCGUCUCGAACAACAAUUAGAAGAAAAAGGUGCCGAAUUAAAUCGUGCUCGACAACGAGAAAAAAUGAAUGAGGAUCAUAAUCAACGUCUAUCAGCUACUGUUGAUAAAUUAUUGGCCGAAUCUAAUGAACGUUUACAGUUACAUCUUAAAGAACGAAUGUCUGCGCUUGAAGAUAAAAAUACGAUGACACAAGAAUUGGAACGUAUCCGUAAUCUUUUGGAUGAAACACAAAUGGAAAAGGGUAAAAUCCUGCAGGAAUUGAGUAAAAUGCGGAUCGAAAUGGAGAAUAUAGCUUCUCAACAACAAUCACAACGAGGAAUGUCUCCAUCAUCGGUCAUGGCCAGAUUCCACCAUUCAUCAUCGUUUUUAAAUCAUCAUCAAACAACGAAUGUGACGGCAGCUGCAACUUCAUCAGCAUUAUCAUCUCCAUUAUCAUCCGAUGCAGCUAGUUUAUCUACAGCCAAACAUGUUGGUGGCGGAUCAUCACAUACUGGUGGCGGAUCCACCCCAUCAUCAGUGGUUCAAGCUGCAUCCUCAACAGCAACAAAACAAGAAACUGCUGGUGAAACACAGGCUGUAGCUAAAAUUGAUCAAGACCAUCGAAUAUCGCCUAUAGCAGCCGAUAGUCAUACUGUUGAUGCUGAUAGCCGCAGCCAAAUAAAUAACGAAUCCAAUCCAUUCGAAGAUAUUGAUCAACAAUUAGAUCAGAUAAUAUCAUCAUCGGCUGCUGCCAUAUCACAACCACAUCUUCAUCAAAGUCAUCAUCAUAUGCCAACAUCUCAUCAUUCUCAUACUGAUCCACAAACAUUGGCCAUCAUGUUACAAGAACAACUCGAUGCUAUAAACAAUGAAAUACGAUUGAUACAAGAAGAAAAACAAUCUACUGAACAAAGAACAGAGGAAUUAGAAUCACAAGUUGGCUCAAUUGAUUCGCAUAUGAACAACUAUUUUACCGGCUUAGGUUCUAGCCAUUUCGGUACUGGUCUUUCUCCACCACAUUCCGGCACUUCCACGCCUAAAUCACCAUCAACGUCAAUGGCCAUUAUGAAUGCAGCAUCGAUGAGCCAUUUUUAUCCAACUAUUACUCCUGGUCAUCGUCAGCCGUCAUACGCCGGUAUGACGUCCGAACGUGAUGCAUUUUCACAUUAUGCAUCUCCACAUCACCUGGCUGGUUAUACGAAUCCCAAUUGGAAUUCAUCAAAUUCAUCGUUACCAACUGAUGUUUAUCAAAGAGCAUACAAAACAAAUCAAGGAAACCAGAUGAAUCCUUAUGUACUGGAUACGAUAGAUCAAUCGCCACGUCAUUCAUCCCCGAAAUCUUCUCAGCCUUCGAAUAUGAAUUUUGUUGGAUCCGCAGCUAUGGAAUCAAUGAACAAUAAUGCAGCUACGAUGGGUAAUUCUCAAAAAUCUCCGUAUAAUCAACGUGUGAUUAAUGUAUCCAACAUGAGCGAUUAUGCUACGAUUGGUUCACCAGUUGGUGGUAAUUAUCAGUCAGUCAAUACAUUAAUAUCACCAACCGGAUCGACCGUUUCAUCUAUGCCAUAUUCUCCAUAUGGUUAUAUUAAUCCAACUUCAUUUGGAUCGAAUACAUUGAAUUCGAUUUCAUCCACCGGUUCUACAACAACACCAACUACUAAGAAAAAAUUAAAAUCUUCAUUAGUUGGUCGAUUAUUUUCUAGUUCUUCAUUAUCAAAAAAGUCUUCCUCUACAGAUAAAUUAAAAUUACAGAAUACGAUGACCUCUCAAAAUCAACUUCAUCAGACAAUGCUCACAAAUCCGUCGAAUAGUUUCUAUGGUAUAGGUGUUGCCAAUAGUCCAAGUUUUGCCAGUGAUUAUAGUGAUUAUAUGAGCCAUGGUGAAUUAUAUGCUAGUGUCACUAGUUCAGCCAGUUCAAUCUUGGCAUCACCGGUAGCUACACGUGCUGAUUAUGAUCGUCGUACAAAGAAAAAACAUGAAUUAUUAGCCGAAUCUAUGAAAGCCUGUACGCCAUUCGCCCUUUGGAAUGGGCCUACCAUUGUCGCCUGGUUAGAGUUAUGGGUCGGUAUGCCUGCAUGGUAUGUUGCUGCUUGUCGUGCCAAUGUUAAAAGUGGAGCUAUAAUGUCAGCCUUAUCUGAUACGGAAAUUCAGCGUGAAAUCGGUAUUAGUAAUCCAUUACAUCGACUUAAAUUAAGAUUAGCCAUCCAAGAGAUGGUUACUCUUACAUCACCAUCAGCUGCAGCUAAACCAACUGUCACUACAGGUUUAGCAUAUGGUGAAAUGAAUCAUGAAUGGAUUGGAAAUGAAUGGCUGCCAUCACUGGGUCUUUCACAAUAUCGUUCGACGUUCAUGGAAUGUUUGGUCGAUGCACGGAUGCUAGGUCAUUUGAGUAAAAAAGAUAUCCGUACACAUUUGAAAAUGGUUGAUGCGUUUCAUCGUACUUCCUUACAAUAUGGUAUUGCCUGUUUAAAGAAAUUGAAUUAUGAUCGAAAACAAUUGGAAGAUCGACGAAGGAAUAGUGAACAUGAUAUCAUUGAUGUUCUUGUAUGGAGUAAUGAACGUCUCAUACGGUGGGCAAGUGAUGUUGGCUUAAAAGAAUAUGCCAAUAAUCUAACAGAAACUGGUGUACAUGGUGCAUUGAUUGCAUUGGAUGAUACGUUCGAUGUGAACCAUAUGGCUAUGGCACUUCAGAUACCACCACAAAACGUUCAAACUCGACAAAUACUAGAGAAUGCAUUUAACGAGCUUUUAAUCAAUGGUACUGAGCGUAGGCCAAACAAUAAGAUCUGUACUGGUGGUGGUUCAUCAUCAUCAACAUCGGCCGGUAGAGCGUCAGCAAUUGUUGCGAUCGAGCCCGAUCGUUUAGUAUAAGCUCAAUCAAUUUUGAUUGUCUUAUUUUUUUCCUACUUAAAACUCAUUGGCUUAAAAACUAACCAAUUAUUUGGCUUUUGAAAACAUCCUGCUUAGUUGUAUGACGAACAAAACGACCAUUGAAAUAACUAGGCAAAGAAAGCUCUUCGUAAACGUAAUUGUAACAAAGAAA